AUGGCGUUGACCAACGCCGUCGUCCUACUGCUGCCGUUGCUGACGCUGCAGAGUUGCAUAGUAAGGACUCGGGCCGAACACGUACACGGGAAACGUCAUCCAGAGCAUGCUGGUGGUUUACGAACCAGGGCUGGCCGGCCACCUCCUGUUGAUCCUUCUGUCUACAUUCCGUCGCAUUUUAUUCAGUAUUCGCAUCCUCGCUUUUCUCCAGUCCUAGAAAUACUUAAACAACGCCAACAAAUGCAAGUGUCUGGAACCUUGCAAUCAACCAGUGAUACGACACCAGAUCCUGCAAACGUCGAGACUGGAUCUUCAGGGCACAGAUCGCUUGUAAGACGUGAGUUACAAGACAAAACUCGCCUCCUAUCAGUCCCAAGAGCACCUGUUCUUAUUUCUAAUGAUUUGCCAUCUCAGCACUAUGUUUCUCAUCCUAUUAUCCGAAAACUUGAAUUGGAUUCAUAUGAACUUGAAGGUUUGUCUUCUGGUGAUCAUAUUUCCUUGACUAUUCCUGAUGGUACUGCGAAAAGUGAAUCUUUUAUAUUUUCAAGACCAUCGCGUUCAGUGAAUCUGAAUGAAGAAAAGCAUCUGAACUCUCUUGAACAGUCCUUUCCUUCUCUUCGUUCAUCUUCGUCUUUGGAACUAUCUUCAUCGACCGGUAAACAAUCCUCCACUGCUAAUAAUCCAUCUUCAUCUUCAAAUCGUAUUCCGUCUUCAUCCUCAUCUGCUGCUAACAAACUUAUCUCUAUUCCUACUGAACCAUCUGCAGAUCAUGUUACUUUCCCUGUAAAUCAUUCAUCACCUUCCGAAGAUCGUCGAUCCCGUACUUCAAAUACGCCAGUCGUGCCCUCAAACAGCCCACCUGCCGCUGAAGACAACGUACCACUCAGUUCUUUCCCUUCUUCUGGCCAUUCUGCGACCUCUAACUCGACCACCUCAACUAGAGGGGACUCGCACCCCGCAGCUCUAUCCUCCCCGGAUCGAUUACCAUCUCUUGCAAAUAGCACCUCCCGGGUUAUGGAAGAACAAAUUGCCAAUGAAAAAGUUACCAUCUCGGCAAAGGAUACGUCUCCUGAUGACAAACAUAUGCUGCCAGACGAAAUUGCGUCCAAAGUACUUCCAUCCAUUCUCCCACUGAUGCAAGCCCUGCAGUCUAUGAUGGUGGGCUACGGAUCUACCUACGAAACAGAGUUUAUCCCCGACGUGCUGCCUGCUACACAUGAGGAGAUUCCUUAUGCGGCAGCAGCAAACACCCAGUAUGACGUCGUUCAUUACAGAGAUCAACUUGAUCAUAUGAGCAAGGUAUCACCCAUGACUAGUUUUCUGUUCGGGGGAAGCGGAGAAGGGAAGAAAUUUCCAUUUCUUUCAGCUCCAAGGCAAGGUAGAAUCCUGGGAUAUGUAGAGGGUUUCACCGUGUGAGAAAUUUCCGGCAGAGAAUAUAAAACAUCUAUAGAAGAUUAACGAUGCAUUAUUAAUCCCGAAAAAUGUAAUGAGAUGAGAUGCAGUAGUAUGUUUACGCGAAUUCGCUUAGGAAGUGCUUGAAUUAACUUAUUGCAAUCUUACUUAAUUUU
This is a messenger RNA of Gryllus bimaculatus (two-spotted cricket), 1568 nucleotides long. Lineage: Eukaryota; Metazoa; Arthropoda; Insecta; Orthoptera; Gryllidae. The record is from the annotation of a GenBank genome assembly.